AUGGGCGACAAUGGCAGAGGGGACGUCGCGCCGGCGACACCGGAGGACGCGGCCAAGGCGGAAUUGUACAAGGAAGAGGCGAACGAGUACUUCAAAAAUCAAGUAUACGACAAAGCUAUUGAAUUAUAUACCAAAGCCAUAGAAUUAAAUCCAUCAGUAGCCAUAUAUUUUGGCAAUAGGAGUAUUGCUUAUUUAAGAACAGAAUAUUUUGGAUAUGCGUUGACGGACGCUUCCACAGCCAUCAUGUUAGAUAAAAAUUAUGUCAAAGGUUAUUAUCGGAGAGCUGCCGCCUAUAUGUCUCUUGGCAAGUUUAAACUGGCUCUCAUGGAUUAUAAGACUGUUGUAAAAGCUAGACCCAAUGAUAAAGAUGCAAACGACAGAUGCAUGGAAUGUUCCAAGAUGAUUAAAGUGUCAGCUUUUAACAAAGCUAUCUCUGUUGAGGAUAAAAAAAAUAUAGCUGACAUGAUUAAUCUAGAAGAUAUGGCGAUAGAAGGUGAAUACACAGGUCCAAAAUUGGUUGAUGGGAAAGUUACUCUAGAAUUCAUGAAAGAUUUAUUAGAAUGGUAUAAAAAUCAAAAUAAGUUGCACCGUAAAUAUGCUUAUAAAAUCCUGUUGGAUGUUAAAUCGUGGUUUAUGGCACAACCUAGUUUAGUAGACAUUACAAUUCCAGAAGAAAAUAAAUUCACCAUUUGUGGGGACAUUCAUGGUCAAUAUUAUGACUUGCUUAAUAUAUUUAAGUUGAACGGAUUACCAUCAGAAACUAAUCCAUAUUUAUUCAAUGGAGAUUUUGUAGACAGAGGUUCAUUCUCUGUAGAAUGCAUAUUUACUUUAUUUGGUUUUAAAUUAUUAUAUCCAAAUCACUUUUUUAUGUCAAGAGGUAAUCAUGAGUCAGCAACAAUGAAUCAAAUGUAUGGAUUUGAUGGAGAAGUUAAAGCUAAAUAUUCUGUCCAGAUGGCAGAAUUGUUUACAGAAGUUUAUAACUGGCUCCCUCUUGCACACUGCCUCAACCGUAGAGUGCUUGUGAUGCACGGUGGAUUGUUUUCGCGGGAUGAUGUGACGUUGCAAGAAAUUAGAGAAAUUGACAGAAACAGACAACCACCUGAUGAAGGAUUAAUGUGUGAACUAUUGUGGUCGGAUCCGCAACCGCAAAUGGGCCGGGCGCCCAGCAAGAGAGGCGUAGGUGUUCAAUUUGGACCCGACGUCACACAGAAUUUCCUCAGUAUAAAUUCCCUUGACUACAUCGUGAGGAGUCACGAAGUUAAAAACGAUGGAUACGAAGUGGGACAUGACGGAAAGUGUAUCACAGUAUUCUCUGCUCCAAAUUACUGUGAUACUAUGGGUAACCGAGGUGCCUUUAUCACACUUAAUGGUAGUGACAUGAAACCUUAUUUUACGUCAUAUGAUGCAAUGCCUCAUCCAAACGUAAGGCCGAUGGCUUAUGCCAAUUCUUUACUAAAGUUCAUGUGCUAGUGGAACAUCUAGGAGAUCGCGAUCGAAUUUCUUGUAUUAUAAAAUAUAUGCGAUGAAAAUGCAUAAUAUUGAUGGGUACAAAAGCGAGAAAAGUUUGCUUAUUUUUACAACAAGCAAACAAAUCUAUCAGACUUCUUAUCUAUGAUAAGAAAAAACGGCUCAUCAAACACUGGCGAUUUGUGUUCGUUUGUAAUAAAAUGGCGCGAAGAGAACAUUUCUAUUUUGUACCCUCAAUCUAUGACCACCUUGCUCGUUAAAGAUACUUACGUGCGCGUAAAAAGAACAAAUAAUUUUGAUCUCGAAGAUAUUUCCACGGAAUUUUAACUUUAUAAUAUAUUAUUUAUAUGAAGCGCUGAAUCUUAAACUUUUAAUCGAUUCUUUAGCGACCAACGGUGGAAUUUCAAUGAAAUAUAGUAAUUACAAGAAUAUACAUACAUGUGUAUGCAAAAAACUAGAAUAAUUAUGUAGUACAAUGUUCUAACCAAUCACUACUUGUCACGUUAUUUGUGACAAUUUUUUUACAAAUCUAUUGUGAUUGGCAGGACUUCUUUGAUCUAACAUUUUGUUUUUUGUUAAUAAUAAAUGAUGUUUAUGAUGUACAUACAUAAA
Atta colombica is the source of this 2079-nucleotide messenger RNA. It is a transcript of the gene PpD3, whose product is annotated as serine/threonine-protein phosphatase 5. Lineage: Eukaryota; Metazoa; Arthropoda; Insecta; Hymenoptera; Formicidae. The transcript is spliced from 9 exons. Gene Ontology annotation, molecular function: protein serine/threonine phosphatase activity; protein binding. The record is from RefSeq and is a predicted model, not a curated record. Gene Ontology annotation, cellular component: nucleus; cytosol. The coding region runs from base 1 to 1470 and encodes 489 amino acids.